UUAUUUAUUUAUUUUUUAACAUGGAGUACUACAAAGUUGAUUUAAAGUUAGAAUGGGAAGCAACACGAAAGAAGAAGCCUCUUACGCCCAAAACGAGAAGUUGGGAGGAAAAAAGGUUUAGAAGCCAUUAAGUCACUCACUGCUCUCAUCUUGCUUUUUAAAAGACUAGUAAUAACUGAGUCCAGCCUUCCACUUCGAUCCUGUCGGGCGGUGGUGUGAUUUGACGAUCGUGACUGCAGCUCCACCCGCCACGUGCCUUCUCAUUUCUUUUUUGGGGGAGAAGAAAAACGGGAAGCAAAACCAAAACACUUCCAGUGUCAGUUCUGCAGAUGUCACCUGCCCUCCCGUUGGUCGAAAACCUCCCCCAAGUACAAAGCUAAGCACGCCUGCCAUUCCCCAAGCCAAACGACCCCGGAUCCGUGAAAUCCAGUCUUCUGUCUCGCUUGCACAAUGGCCUGCAGACAGAUGCUCAACGAGAACGAUUUAUUGCGGAAAAUAAUGCUCCGGGCCUCGUGGGGAGCAUGUGGGCGUGGGAAGAGGAAAGCAGCCGGGCUGCAGGGCGAGCUCCGGCGGGGGCAGCUGCUGGGCUGCGCCUGCAAUCGAACUGUGCUUCCCAUUUCUCUCUUUGGGAUGGAGAUUUCAUCCCAUCAGUCUCAUCUCCUGGAGCAACUCAAUGAGCAGCGCAAGCAAGACCUGUUCUGUGACUGCAACAUCCUGGUUGAGGGGCAGGUUUUCAAAGCUCAUCGAAAUGUGCUGUUUGCAAGUAGUGGUUAUUUCAAAAUGCUCCUUUCCCAAAGCUCGAAGGACACUGGUCAGCCAACAACUGCUUCUUUCGAAGUUUUUUCUCCUGAGACAUUUGUGGUUAUUCUGGACUUUGUGUAUUCAGGCAAACUGUCUCUCACUGGUCAAAAUGUGAUUGAAGUCAUGUCCGCAGCGAGCUAUCUGCAGAUGACAGAUAUUCUUAAUGUGUGUAAAACAUUCAUUAAAUCCUCACUGGACAUUAAUGAAAAAGAGAAGGAUCAUUAUUUCACCCUCUCAGCCAAAAGCCUUAAUAGUGGAUCUGACCGUCCGUCAUUUUAUCGGUCGCGACGGAAAGCCAAAAGCAACCCCCGACGUUCCCACAUCUUCCCAGAUGAAAAGGCAGGAAUGGAUAAUGAAAAUUCCUGGAGUAAUUACAACAGUUGCCCUUCUCCACAAAUGAAUAUCCAACAGCCAGAAGGACCACUAACCAAAAGAAUUCAAAAGCUCAGCUCAAUGAAAAGGCGCAGAAAGCAUCUACGACUGAACGAGGGAUUUGUGCAGUACAAAUCAAACAAACCUGAGCAGAGCAGUGGAAGUUACAGGGCGUUGGAGUCUAACCACAUUUCUCAACACAGAAAGGAAAUUUACCUCAACAUAGAAAACGAGGAGGCUAGUCCUGACUAUCAGUGUGAGCGAGAAUCAGAGGUGAUACCCAAGAGGUGGUCUGUGGCUCAGGUAGAACAAGAACUUUCAAGAACUUCCCCUGAGUUAACGGAUUUAAAAGCAGAUGAAUUGUAUACCUCUAUGCCUACAAUUUUAGGUGUAAUGGGUGGUUGGAAUGAAGAUCUACCUAGGAUGAGAUUCAUGUGCCCCUUCUGCACACAUACAGUGAAACGGAGAGCAGACCUGAAACGUCAUCUUCGAUGUCACACAGGGGAGCGACCUUAUCCAUGUGAGGCAUGCGGGAAAAGGUUCACCAGACUAGAGCACCUCCGUAGCCAUUUCCAAACAAUACAUCGAGCUGGCAAACUGAUCUGCAGAAAGUGUAAGCAGCAUGUCACUGACUUAACAGGACGUGUGGUUCAACAAGGAACACGGCGCUACAGGCUAUGUAAUGAGUGUCUAGCUGAAGCUGGUGUGGACAAUAUCCCUAAUGAUGAUACAGAUACAGAACAUCCCCUCCUAAUCUCCAUAAGAAACAAGAAUUCCAGGUGGCCACUGGAGGACGAGCACAGAUCAGAUGUAGAGAUAUUGAAGGAUGAAUCUGAUAAAUUGGUUGACCAGCAAGUUAAUGAUAGUGCAGAUGAGGCAGAAGAAAAUGUGAAAUCAAAUAUUAGAUAGCUGUAUUUAUGGAUGUAUUAGUGCUGAACUCAACACUGACUUGCUAUAUCUUGCCAAUUAACUUUAGACCAUGGUCAACUUAGUUUAUAAUUACUAGAUCUCUAACACUACUUAAAUCUAUGGGAGCAAAAUAAGGCCUAAAAUGUAACUGACAUAUUGUAGUAUAAGGUAUAAGUAUUGUCCAGAAGUGACUGAUUAUCUGGAGAGCUAUUAAAAGGAUUUAUUUUAUAUUUAAUCAAGGCCAGUUCAAAGUUCCUGCUUUCAAGUGUGUAAGACCCAUUUUCCCUUCCCUAUUUCAAAGUCCCUUUUUGUGUUUAGAAAAAAGGGGUUUGUUUUUUUUUAAGUUUCAGUAUUAUAAAGGUGUUUAUUCAUCUAGUUUUAAUGUUCACCUGUUUACAAGGAAAGUAAAAUGAUGUAUAGCUUCAAAGCAAAAACCUGUUAUUGAGUAAUUUGCUCUGAAAAACAGUAGGUUUCUAAAGCUAGCAGCUAAGAAAUUGUCUUUAGAUACUAUAUUUAACCUAUACAUUCACUUAUGAAACACUUACAUUUUUUUUUUUACUUGUAAUAAAUUUUUUUAAACUGGAA
Molecule: messenger RNA, 2667 nt
Organism: Gavialis gangeticus (Gharial)
Lineage: Eukaryota; Metazoa; Chordata; Crocodylia; Gavialidae
Product: zinc finger and BTB domain-containing protein 8A-like
Exons: 4
Coding region: 451-2082 (543 amino acids)
Biological process (GO): regulation of transcription by RNA polymerase II
Molecular function (GO): protein binding; DNA-binding transcription factor activity, RNA polymerase II-specific; RNA polymerase II cis-regulatory region sequence-specific DNA binding
Source: RefSeq, a predicted model, not a curated record